Molecule: messenger RNA, 2786 nt
Organism: Populus nigra (black poplar)
Lineage: Eukaryota; Viridiplantae; Streptophyta; Magnoliopsida; Malpighiales; Salicaceae
Product: pentatricopeptide repeat-containing protein At4g33990-like
Exons: 3
Coding region: 185-2656 (823 amino acids)
Biological process (GO): RNA modification
Molecular function (GO): protein binding; RNA binding; zinc ion binding
Source: RefSeq, a predicted model, not a curated record
UCAUUAAAAAAAGCACAGUUCUUGCGUUGAGUGGUAACUAGAGACCAUACCAAAACGACAUGUCGACCUCUGUGCUUGUACAAUACAAUCUUAAACCCCAAAAGAAAAACCAAAAACCCCUGCACUAAGCCCCCUCAUUCAAGUGUUAUCAGGAAGGGAAUACAGAAUGAAAUGAAGGAAGCUCAUGAAAGGCUCAAGAUUGGUGCCACACUGCAAAAGAAGGCAUCUUUCCAAACUUUUCUCAUUGUUUCAAUCCCACAGAACAUUACAUACGGCAACCGUCACAGAUUACUUACAAGUUACAUCAGAUGAUCUUGAAAAUGAGAGGAAAAGGAUUGAUUUCAAUGCUUUAUUCAAAUCCUGCACAAAGUUGCAGCAGGUUAAAUGUGCUCAUACACUUGUUGUGGUGUCAGGGAGAUUUAAAGACAACUUCCUUUCCUCAAAGAUUGUAAAUUUGUAUUCUCAGCAUGGUGAUGUUUCGUUAGCUUGGUGGACUUUUCACCACCUACCAAAUAAAGAUGUUUAUACCUGGAAUUCUAUGGCAUUUGCUUAUGUUAGCCAUGGUUGUUUCCGCGAAGCCUUGGGUUGUUUCAACCAGUUCUUUUCAACCUCUGGUCUUCGACCUGAUUUUUACACUUUUCCUCCUGUGGUUAAAGCUUGUGGAGAUCUGCUAGAUGGGAAAAAGAUACAUUGCUUGGUUUUAAAGUUGGGUUUUGAAUGGGAUGUAUUUGUAGCUGCUUCCCUGGUACAUAUGUAUUCGCGAUUUGGGCUUGUGGGGGAUGCAAGAAAAUUGUUUGAUGAUAUGCCUGCUCGUGAUAGAGGUUCAUGGAAUGCAAUGAUUUCUGGUUAUUGUCAGAAUGGGAAUGCUGCAGAAGCGUUGGAUAUCACAGAUGAGAUGAGAUUGGAAGGGGUAAAAAUGGAUGCUAUUACUGUUGCCAGUGUUCUUCCUGUUUGUGCACAAGUGGGUGAUAUUUUAAGUGGCAAGUUAAUUCAUUUGUAUGUUAUAAAGCAUGGAUUGGAAUUCGAACUGUUUGUGUCUAAUGCUUUGAUUAACAUGUAUGCCAAAUUUGGUAGCUUGGGGCAUGCGCAGAAAGUUUUUGGUCAGAUGGUGGUAAGAGAUAUUGUAUCAUGGAACUCGAUAAUUGCUGCAUAUGAGCAAAACAACAAUCCAGUUACAGCUCAUUUAUUCUUUCAUAAGAUGCAAGAAGCUAGAGUUCAACCUGAUUUGUUGACUCUAGUCAGUUUAGCUUCCAUUGUUGCUCAACUAAAUGAUCAUCGAAAUAGCAGGUCUGUUCACGGAUUUGUCAUGAGGAAAGGUUGGUUUAUGGAAUAUAUUAUCAUUGGGAAUGCGGUUGUGGAUAUGUAUGCCAAAAUUGGCAAUUUAGAUUCUGCGCGUGCAGUUUUUGGAGGACUCCCCAUUAAAGAUGUGGUUUCUUGGAAUACUUUGAUCACUGGUUAUGCUCAAAAUGGCCUUGCGAGUGAGGCAAUUGAAGUAUAUCUUUUGAUGGAAGAACACGAAGAGAUAAUCCCAAAUCAAGGGACAUGGGUAAGCAUUCUACCAGCCUAUUCCCAUGUGGGAGCCUUGCAGCAAGGAAUGAGAAUUCAUGGACAAGUUAUUAAAAAUUGUCUCUACUCAGAUGUCUUUGUUGGCACAUGCCUCAUCGACAUGUACGGUAAAUGUGGAAAAUUAGAUGAUGCAAUAUCAUUAUUCUACCAAGUACCUAGAAAAAAUUCAGUCCCUUGGAAUGCUAUGAUAUCAUGCUAUGGAGUUCACGGGGAUGGUGAGAAAGCUCUUGAGCUUUUUAGAGAGAUGAGAGCUGAGAGAGUGCAGCCAGAUCAUAUAACAUUUGUAUCGCUAUUGUCAGCUUGUAGUCAUUCAGGUUUGGUCAGUGAUGCUCAGUGGUGCUUUAACAUGAUGGAGGAAGAGUACGGAAUUAAGCCUAGUUUGAAGCACUAUGGUUGCAUGGUAGAUUUAUUUGGUAGGGCUGGGGAAUUGGAAAUGGCAUUCAAUUUUAUAAAAACAAUGCCAAUUCAGCCUGAUGCUUCUGCAUGGGGUGCCCUUCUCAAUGCUUGCAGAAUACAUGGAAAUAUUGAGCUGGGUAAACAUGCUUCUGAACGUUUGUUUGAAGUUGAUUCAGAGAACGUUGGCUACUAUGUAUUGCUAUCAAAUAUUUAUGCAAACGUUGGGAAAUGGGAAGGAGUGGAUGAUGUGAGAUCACUAGCUAGAGAUAGGGGAUUGAGGAAGAAUCCUGGAUGGAGCUCAAUCAUAUUGAACAACAAGGUCGACGUCUUCUACACUGGCAACCAAACUCAUCCAAAAUGUGAGGAGAUAUACAGGGAGUUGAGGGAUUUGACUUCAAAAAUAAAGACCAUUGGUUAUGUUCCAGAUCUUUGCUUUGUGUUGCAAGAUGUUGAAGAGGAUGAGAAGGAGCACAUCCUCAUGGGCCAUAGUGAGAGGCUGGCUAUUGCUUAUGGAAUUAUUAGCACCUCUCCUAAAACUCCUAUUCGGAUCUUCAAGAACUUGAGGGUCUGUGGUGAUUGCCACACUGUAACAAAAUUUAUAUCUAUAAUUACUGAGAGGGAAAUUAUUGUGAGGGAUUCCAGCCGGUUCCAUCACUUCAAGGGAGGAACUUGCUCUUGUGGGGACUAUUGGUAACAUGAAUCAUGAUUGAAUAUUUGUUAAAAGAACCUUGAUGAAUAUGUCUGUUACCUGGUGCCAAGGAAAAUUUCGUUAAGCUCUGCUGUCCUGAUGAAAAUCAAAUACUGUGUACAGAAGUUUUAUUUAA